AUGCUCACCAUCGACCCGACGUCCGUUUGCGACGUCUGCGGCGACCAAUAUGGCGUCGUCUGCCUCCCCUAUCUCAUUCCGUGUGGUCAUACGUUCUGCAGAAACUGCCUCGUCAGCAUCAACGACAAUAAUCCGAAGGGCGCUGCUUGUCCUCUGUGCCGUGAAGGGUUUAACAUCGAAUCCAUCUGCCUCGUCCGAGUGGAUCCUGCAGAUCCUCUUCCCAAACUCUCCUACGAGCACUUUCUCCCGUCGGACGACACCGACUCCGACCUGAGUGACCGUGUGCGCUCACCUUGGAAUCAAGAGGCCCGCAUCCGCGAAGAGGCCAGAGCCCUCGAGCUCCGAGUCUCCAAGGCUGCGUCAGUCAAGUGCACGUUUGAGGAAGUCUCUGAGCUCCGUGACGACAUCCAAAACUGGCUGCUCACCGAGCCAAAGUACAAACCGAAUGGAAAGAUAGAGUUUGGAGAUCCUGUGGCUCCUGGGCUCAGCACUGGCGUAAGCCCCCCAUCCCAGGUCUGCAUUCGGCCGGUGCUGGCCCACCUAGGGGCCCUUGAGGUUGGCUGGGCGAGUCAUUUGAACUGCCAAUGGCAGAUUCAGUACGCGCCAAUCCAGUCACCCCCAGUCCGAUUUACUCGCCUGUUCCCCGCCCUCCGACUGUCUGCAGCGCUUCUCCGCGCCAUUCUCCUCAAUUCUCUCGCCUACACAGAAUCGAGCAAGACCGCUCAGAUUAUGGAAAACGGUCUCCGGGAACGAAUCAAGGCCCUGGAGGCUCAACAAACCGUCCUCGAAGCCGAUGUUCGCCGUUGCAAGCAACAAUAUAGCGAGAAACAGCAUGAAUGCCUUCAAUUGCAAGCAGAAGUUGAACGCCUGCGCAAGGCUAGCCCAGGUGCCGCCGCUGCCUCGCGCCUCCAUUCUUCUCCUUUCCCUGGACCGGCGUCGCCGACCUCGCCCACGGCUCCUACUCCCGUCUCUUCCCCGCCACCGUCGCGGUAUGUUUCUUCCCCAGAGACGCAAAGCGCCAGACUUGCGCCUCCACGGUCUGUGACCACUUCGCCGACGCGCAUCAACCCUUAUGCGCCCACGUCGUUGCCUAGCAUUGCGAGCGCGACCUCGUCGCGAAGUAGCUCUGCUGCUUCUAGCGCAAGUUCGUCGCCUUCGCCUCAGCCAGCUCGCGAAUUCUUCACACCCCAGUCGGCUCGCCAGACGUCCCCUGCGCCUUCGCCAAUCCCUUACGCCACUCGCCCAACACCCAAGAGUGGCCUAGAGACAUUGAUGGCGCGCACUGCUGCGCAGUCUUCUGUCCCUCGGUCAAUGACCGCACCGCUUCCUCCCGGUGGGACACCACCUCCGAUCCGCAAUCAAACCCGUCCUCGCCCUAUCCAGACCCCUCGCCAACAAGCGUAUCCAAAGGUCUGGUUACCCAUGAUCGACGAUACCGAGGAUGCGUCUGCGGCCGAAAACACAUACACUUACUCGAACCUGGCUCGACAUGGCUCAAUGCUACGCACGCCUGCAACUCCUACGCCGACCUCUGUCCGUCGUUGA
Molecule: messenger RNA, 1545 nt
Organism: Serendipita indica DSM 11827
Lineage: Eukaryota; Fungi; Basidiomycota; Agaricomycetes; Sebacinales; Serendipitaceae
Source: the annotation of a GenBank genome assembly